Rhopilema esculentum is the source of this 1122-nucleotide messenger RNA. Lineage: Eukaryota; Metazoa; Cnidaria; Scyphozoa; Rhizostomeae; Rhizostomatidae. The record is from RefSeq and is a predicted model, not a curated record.
AUGUUUGACAUAUUACAGUCAUUGUACACAUUCUUUUCUAGUAGCACCAAGCGAUCUGAAGCACUUGAAAAAGCACAAGUUGAAAUAGAAGGGGCCUUGAAGAUGCGAAAUCUUUCGCAAACUCGUUGGAUUGCUAGAUCUGAAUCUAUUGACAGUGUCUGGAUCUCUUUGACAGUAAUCGUCUCGCUGCUCGAGCAGAUAAUGGAUAGACAACUUGACUGUGACAAAAACACACAGGAUCAAGCCAAAGCAAUUUUGAAGAAAAUGAAAACAUUUGAUUUUGUUUUCAGCUUGGCUACUAUGAGAUUCAUAAUGCGGCGCUGUAAGGUUCUGGUUGUGCAAUUUCAGGAAGAGGGUUUGAAUUUACUCGACGCACUUGAGCUAGUGUCAUCGACAACUAGGGCGUUAGAAAAGAUUCGAAAUGAAGAUGACGUGCAAAAGCAGAUUGAAGCUGCCACACAAAUUGCAAUGCACAUGGGAAUAAAUCUAGAAGAGGAGUUUCAGCACCGCCACAGAAGAAGAUUGAUUCCAAGAAGAAUUGAUGAAAACCGAGACAACGAGGAGGCAUUCUCCUUCCAGACGUUUUAUUCGAAAGAGAUUUAUUCUGUACUUGAUCAGAUAAUUACAGAUUGUAAAGAAAACUGGGGUAGCAUUUUGAAGAAAAUAAAGCCGUUCAGUGUUUUGUUGCCUCCUUGGGAUAACUUAAGGGAAGAACAAGCAGAGGAUCUGGAGCAUUUGUUGUCGGGGAAAGUUUCAAGUGGCAGUCUUUUUGCAGAGCUUACUGUUUUGAGAGAGGACUUCCAAGAGAAAAAGUUGGUGAAGAGCAUGACAGUCCGUGAAAUUGCAAAGUUCGUAUAUAGUCGAAGGCACAUUUAUCCGGCAAGCAACACAGCAUAUACAUUCCUUCAAACAGCACCAAUUACUGUGGCUUCAAAUGAAAGAUCUUUUAGCAAACUAAAGUUGGUGAAGACUAAGCUGCGGAGCACAAUGCUCCAGGACCGCCUGGAAUCUCUGAUGCUGAUAUCAUGCGAGAAGGAUUUCUCUGAGAAUGUCAACUUGGAAGAUGUUGUCAAGAACUGGAUACACUUAAAAAACAGAAGAGUUCGAUUUGACACUACUUAA